AUGGCACCAAUCGAAUUUUCCUUAAUCGCUGGUAAUCCCUUUUACCUGGCUACAUUAGGGUUAUCCUUGAUUGGUUGGAUCAUUACAUUUGCUGGUUCUGCCGCAGCUGGUAAAACAGGAGUUAACUGGUUCUAUAUAAUUUUCGAAUUAUUUCUCAUUUUGGGUAUUGCUGCUGCCAUUGCAACAGACUCUAUCAAAUAUUAUCGCUUUUCCAUUUUAACAUUUCUGGGCGCUAGUCUCGUCUUCAUAGUUGCUUUGGUCAACGAGAAAAUUAAUUCUGACAAUCCUGAAGAUCAAGCAGUCGCGGCGGGUGCAAUUUUCCUUUCUCUUGUGACGUUUGUGUGGAUAUUGAGUUUUGGAUCCGAGGAUGGGUCCAUUAUAGUAAACAGCAUAAAUUCAUUGGCAAUUAACAAAGUUGACAGAAAUACAACACAUGCAGCUCAUAGUUUUUCACAAUCUGGUCCAAUAAGUCCAGGGAUUGCAAUGGUACCAACUUCCAUACAGGAACCACACAUAAAUAAUACUGUUGUUGUUACUCCAAAUGCUGAUUAUGCUUACAAGGCAAAGGCUUUAUAUGACUACCAAGCAAAUCCAGACGAUCAAAAUGAGCUUUCAUUUGGCAAGGGAGAAAUUCUUGAUAUUGCUGACAAUAAGGGUAAAUGGUGGCAAGCAAAAAAAGCCGAUGGUUCAAUCGGUAUAGCUCCUAGUAAUUAUUUGCAAAUCAUUUAA
Molecule: messenger RNA, 729 nt
Organism: Funneliformis geosporum
Lineage: Eukaryota; Fungi; Glomeromycota; Glomeromycetes; Glomerales; Glomeraceae
Source: the annotation of a GenBank genome assembly